UAAAGCCUAUAUACGCGAAACGAUAUUUGCGAUCUUUACCUGGCAAUCAAGGACAUGCAAUUCAAAAGAUUGCUCCCGAUGUAUUCUGUAAUUUGACACUGUCCUCUGGUAAUUGUAUGCCAUUGUAAAGAUAUGUUCGUUUUAAGGCGAACAAUGUAUUGACCUAACAAUUUUGUUUUAGCUCAUUUAAAAACUACCUCUUGGGUUAUGUCGUUAUGAUCAGAAUAUACACGGAUUCUAUUAAGUUUAUUUAUUGACACCUCUCAGUGAAUUGUGUGACAUUUUGGAUAUUGUUAACACUAACGACGUGUUGAGUGGACCGACGGUAAACUAAUACUAUAAACACUAAAAUACAAGUAUAUUUUGAUUUUUCUCAUAAAUAUACAUUGUUAAAAACAGAGGAAUGAACAAAACUGAAACAAUUAGUCAUCAUUUAGCUUCUUUUAUUUCAUGAAGGACUUUUUUGGUUGUAUUUCCUUUAGAUGCAAUCAUAUUUCGCAGACUAUAAAACAAUUACCGUUAGAUGAUUUAAAAUAUACACCUUAACAUGAUACCUCGCAGUUUCAUGAGUUUCAUGAAGAGGGGAGGUUUGGUUUUGAUAUGUGCAACUAUACUCUUGGUAUGGCUGGUGCCUCGCAAAAACAAUUCUUUAAUAAUAACAGAUGACAAUAACACUAAAGUUAGCGGUGUUCACAUACAAACUAAAUCUUAUGAAAACAAAAGUAUUACAGUAAACAUGAGUGGGCCAGUAACGAAGUGUUCGAAAAGGUCCUGCAUAAACGAUUUGCUUGAUGUGAAAAUAAGAUACAAUACGAGUGCACGUAGAGAAGAACGCAACUCGACAAAAAAGAGCAUACUUUGGUAUAAGGAUCGAGCGACAAACAUUAUACACACCACACAGAUGUUCACCAAAUGUGAGUACAGUAACUGUGUCGCCACUGAUGCGGUUUCUGAGGUGAACCAUGUGGAUGCAGUUAUAUUUACAGUGAGCUACUCAAAAAUAGGACAAAAACCACCAUUCAAACGGGGAAAUCCAGACCAGGCAUGGAUAUUCAAACUUGGAGAGAGUCCUUAUGGGCGUGACUUUUCUGGGUACAGCUCGCCACACUGGCGAAAUCAGUGACUACAUAACUGAGAAGUUUUUGAUGAAUUACAACCAUGACUGGAUAUUAGUGGCAAGAGGCGGGGCAGACUACCGAAAAGUAAUUCCUACACAAACUUACGUCAACAGUGUGGAGUUUGAAUCGCCAGCCAAACUGGUGGGGUAUCUAAAUGACCUUGCUAAUGACAAAGAUCGGUAUGUGAAGUUAUUGAAAGAGAAAGACAAGUAUGAAGCGCAGUAUGGUGCUGGUUGGCCCUACUUCUUGUGUGAACUCUGUCAUAGGUUAAACCAUUUAUCAGAAUACAGACAUUCAUACCCGGAUAUAGCUGAACAUCUACAAAAGGACAGAUGUUUUAAACCAAGAGAUAACAAAGACUAACAUAAUGGUAGUAAACUGCAAAAUCCUGCACAUUUUAAUCUUAUGGCAUUAACACUAUGAAUCAUUAAUACCUCAACAUGCAUUAAUAAAGAUACUAUUAUGAUGCAUGUGUAAUCCGUUCAUGUUGUUUUGAUCUUCGCUGAUUGAUCGGCUAUUAGGCUUGUCCCUGUAUUUGUAUUAUUACAAUCAUUUUAUCAUCCUUACUCCUUUGCUUGAAGACUUCCA
Mya arenaria is the source of this 1706-nucleotide messenger RNA. RefSeq names its product alpha-(1,3)-fucosyltransferase C-like. The record is from RefSeq and is a predicted model, not a curated record. Lineage: Eukaryota; Metazoa; Mollusca; Bivalvia; Myida; Myidae. Bases 1074 to 1481 code for a protein of 135 amino acids. Gene Ontology annotation, cellular component: membrane. The transcript is spliced from 2 exons. Gene Ontology annotation, molecular function: alpha-(1->3)-fucosyltransferase activity.